Anguilla anguilla (European eel) is the source of this 7783-nucleotide messenger RNA. RefSeq names its product protein TANC1-like. NCBI's taxonomy places the organism in Eukaryota, Metazoa, Chordata, Actinopteri, Anguilliformes, Anguillidae. The record is from RefSeq and is a predicted model, not a curated record. The transcript is spliced from 27 exons. The coding region runs from base 192 to 5810 and encodes 1872 amino acids. Gene Ontology annotation, molecular function: protein binding.
UAAGGUAGUGAAAUUGUUAUUAGCCUACUCGGAUACCCUGAUGCGCACCCUCAUUGUGUUUGUUGCUGCUAUAGGGGGGUUCUCGUCUGUUCUGGACAUCUCGUGGGAUUCAUGUGGAGAUAAAUCGAAGGAAAACAUUUCUGCGGGACGAUUCAUUACUUAAACCAGGGGAGGAGUCUGGGAAUUACAGAAUGUUCAAGGCGGUCCUGAAGAUGAACAGAGAUGGCAGAGGAAAGGGGAGCAAGACAGAGACACCUGGUGAAUCAUACGCCCACAGUGGCCAUCACCAGCACCCGCCUGGGGGGGCUGCCAACCUCCUGAAGCUGGGCAGUGCCCACUCCUACACCCCAGUGGAUGCAUUCUGCCAGAGUCUGACCAGGGGCGUGUCCAUGUCUGUGCCCUGCUCACCGCAGCUGCCCCGCCCAUGUCACAUGACACCCUCUCACUCCAGCCAAAGGUCCCCAGGUCCAGUCAGGAAGCCCAAGUAUGUGGACAGCCCUGGUGCUCCUAAGGAUGGCGUUCGCUCAGCGCUGAGGAAGGCUGACAGCAAGGUGUCGUCCCGGAAUGGGCCGCCGGCAGAGAAGGACCCAGGCCCCUCCCCCGCCUCGCAGGAGCUGAUGACAAGGCUGGGCUUCUUGCUCGGAGAAGGCAUCCCACGAUCGGCUCGCAUACCAAUGGAAGACAAGAAUGAAAAGAAGUGUCUAAUAACCAGCCAGGGAAUCAGCCCUUGCUCCACAUUGACCAACAGCACCGCCUCCCCCACCGCAGACAGCCCCUGCUCCACCCUAAACAGCAGCGCCGCCUGCCCCCCUCUCGGCCGCUCCAGCCCGUGCGGCACCGUCACCAGUCCCGGCUCCACCCUCGAGAGCAGAGACAGCGGGAUCAUCGCCACAGUCACCAGCUCCUCUGAGAAUGACGAGCGCGGCGGCUCCAGCCUGGAGCGGAGCAGGGAUGGCGGCUUGAGCGACCGUCGGCGCCAUGGCCCGGCGCACGCCUCGCGGACAGAAGCCUGCUCCCCCGUCGCCGAGGAGGACCCCCCGGGGCCCGCGGAGCUGCCGCCCGGUGGGGUAGACGCCGCGCCCGAAAUGGCGCAUUCCCCGACGGAGGGGCCCCUCCCCUACGCCACGCACAACUCUUCAGGCCUCGCGAUGCCGCGCCCUAACUCCGUUGCGGCCACUAGCUGCACCAAGCUGGAAGACCUGAGCUACCUUGAUGAGCAGCGCAGCGCUCCCCUGCGGAUGUCCGUUCGGCUGCCCUGGCACGGCACGGGGAAAAGGGCUCCGCCCAACUCCAAAGCCUGGUUUGCGCCCUACAAGACGCCUGACAUCAUGCUGAAGCCCCUGCUGUUCGAGGUCCCCAGCAUCACCACCGACUCGGUGUUCGUGGGGCGCGACUGGCUCUUCCAAGCGCUGGAGGACGCCCUGAGCAGGGGCGAGUCUGACAAGAACCGCGGCGCCGUCGUCGUGGGAAAAGUGGGCUUCGGCAAGACGGCCGUCAUCUCCCGACUCGUGGCCCUCAGCUGCCACGGCAACAGGAUGCGGCAGAUCGCGUCCAGCAGUCCCAACGCGUCUCCGAAAAGUGGAGGUGCUAACAUGGACCUGCCCCUCAGCCACCCUCCUCAGGCCACACUGAGUGUCACUAACACCCCAUCGAGUGGCAGCUGUCCUGGGACGCCCGAAAUUCAGAGACACAGAAAAGAGGCAGUCCAAAGCCUUGCUGCCAAGGUGGUGGCGUACCACUACUGUCAGGCAGACAACACCUACACCUGCCUGGUGCCGGAGCUGGUGCACAGCGUCGCCGCCCUGCUGUGCAGAGCUCGGCAGCUGGCUGCCUACAGGGAGCUGCUGCUGAAGGAGCCGCACCUACAGAGCAUGCUCAGUCUUCGCUCCUGCGUGCAGGACCCCGCGGGAGCGUUCUGGAGGGGUGUGCUGGAGCCGCUGCUCACCCUCCACAAAGAGGGGAAGAUUCCAGAAGAAGACCACAUAAUUCUGAUUGACGGGCUGAACGAGGCUGAGUUCCAUAAGCCAGACUAUGGAGACACCAUUGCCUCCUUCAUCACCAAAAUCAUCUCCAAGUUUCCUGUCUGGCUGAAACUCAUAGUCACAGUGCGGGUCAAUCUUAUGGAGAUCACCAGCCUGCUGCCAUUUUCCAAGAUAUCUCUGGAUGACUUCCCGGACAACCAGGAUAUCGAGAAGGACCUCAAAGCUUACGUCCAGCAUCGAGUUGACAACAGCAAGGAGAUCAUGACCAACAUCUCGCUCAAUGGCAAGGCCGACGACACCGCCGUCAACAACCUGAGUAGUCACCUGGUUGCACACAGCCUGGGAUCCUACCUGUACCUGAAGCUGACCCUGGACCUGUUUGAGAAGGGUCACCUGGUCAUCAAGAGCGACAGCUACAAGGGUGUGCCCGUCUCGUUGGCCGAGCUCUACCUGCUGCAGUGCAACAUCAUGUUUGACGCCAACUCCUCCUUCGAGCGCAUGAUGCCCAUCCUUAACGUGGCGCUGGCGUCGCUGCACCCGCUGACAGACGAGCAGCUCUACCAGGCCGUCAACGCGGGGCGGGUGAAGGGGGAGCUGGAGUGGGAGGACUUCCAGCAGCGGAUGGAGACCCUUUCCUGCUUCCUGAUUCGAAGGCGGGACAACAGCCGCAUGUUCUGCCACCCCUCCUUCCGCGAAUGGCUGGUGUGGAGGGCGGAUGGCGAGAGCAUGGACUUCCUUUGUGACCCCAGGAGUGGCCACGCCCUCACGGCCUUCAUGCUGUCCCGGAGAGAGGGGAAGUUGAACCGUCAACAAACCAUGGAACUUGGCCAUCAUAUCCUGAAAGCACAUAUUUUCAAGGGUCAGAGCAAGAAGACGGGCGUGUCGUCCAGCAUUCUGCAGGCUCUGUGGAUCAGCUCCAGCACUGACGGCCUGUCGGCUGCCCUGGCCUCCCUGAGGAACCUGUACACGCCCAACAUCAAGGUGAGCCGUCUGCUGCUGCUGGGCGGCGCGAGCGCCAACUACCGCACGGAGGCCCUGAACAACGCGCCGGUGCUGUGCGUGCAGUGCCACCUGGGCCACCAGGAGAUGGCGGCCCUGCUGCUGGACUUCGGGGCCGCCGUGGAGGGGGCCUCGGAGCACGGGAUGAGCCCGCUCUGCUUCGCCGCCGCCGCCGGUCACCUCGGCCUGGUCAGCCUGCUGUGCAAGAGGGGAGCCAAGGCUGACCAUGUGGAUAAGACCGGUCAGUGUGCCCUGGUCCAUGCUGCCCUCAGGGGACACCCUGACAUUGUGCGCUUCCUGCUGGAGCAGGAGUGGGCCCCCGAGGGCCGGCUGCAGGACUGUGAUCGGAAGAACAAGGCCCUGCAGCAGGCUCUCAUCGCUGCCUCCAGCAUGGGUCACACACAGGUUGUGAGAAGCUUGCUGGCGUUGAAUAAUGAGCACAUGGUGCAGAUUGACGGUUAUGACUCCCUGUGGGGUGAGACAGCUCUGACAGCAGCUGCAGGCCGAGGGAAGCUGGACGUGUGCAGGUUCCUUUUGGAGCAGGGAGCCGGGGUGCAGCAGGUCAACCGAAGAGGAGUCUCCCCAAUAUUCAGUGCUGUGAGGCAGGGCCAAGGCCAGAUUACAGAGUUGCUGCUGCAGCACGGUGCGGAUGUUAACACAAGCGAUAAGCAGGGACGCACUCUUCUGAUGGUGGCAGCCUGCGAGGGACACCUGAACGCUGCGGAGUUCCUGGUCUCCAAGGGUGCCGAGUUAACUUCUGUGGAUAAGGAGGGAUUGACACCUUUAAGCUGGGCGUGCUUGAAAGGACACAAGAAUGUGGUGCAGUACCUGGUGGAGAAGGGCACGGUCAUAAAUCACACGGACAAGAACGGACGCACUCCGCUGGACUUGGCCGCAUUCUACGGUGACGCUGAGAUCGUCCAGUAUCUGGUGGAGAGAGGUGCCGUGAUCGAGCACGUGGACUACAGCGGGAUGAGGCCGCUGGACCGGGCCAUUGGCUGCCGGAACACAUCGGUGGUGGUGACUCUGCUGAAAAAGGGGGCCAAGCUGGGCUACAGAACAUCUCCCUAUGAUCGAUCAGGGAAUGCUGCCUGGGCAAUGGCCACAUCCAAGCCAGACAUUCUCAUCAUCCUCCUGCAGAAGCUUAUGGAGGAAGGCAACCUUCUGUAUAAGAAGGGGAAAAUGAAGGAGGCGGCCCAAAGGUACCAGUAUGCCCUGAGGAAGUUCCCCAGGGAAGGGUUUGGGGAUGACCUGAAGGCCUUCAGAGAGCUGCGAGUCUCACUGUACCUCAACCUCUCCCGAUGCCGCAGGAAAACCAACGACUUCGGCAUGGCCGAAGAGUUUGCAACAAAGGCCCUCGAGCUGAAACCAAAAUCAUACGAGGCCUACUACGCCAGAGCCAGAGCGAAAAGGAGCAGCAGGCAGUUUGCGGCUGCGCUGGCCGACUUGCAUGAGGCGGCCAAACUCUGCCCGACCAACCGGGAGAUCCGACGGCUGCUGGCGCGGGUGGAGGAAGAGUGCAAGCAGCUGCAUCAAGCCCAGCAGAAACAGCAGGGCGCGCCAGGCCAUGACCUGGACUGCGAGGAAAGGGAGGGGGUUCCCAGCGACCAGGACAAAGAAAGUGAGGACCAGCCGGAGACAAAGGACGCGGGUGAGGAAGAUCUCUCACAGCAGGACAAGCAAGAGCCCUGGCAGCCGGACGUCUAUGCCCUGAACCAGACGCUUGAAGACGUGGUGGACCCCUCCCAACAGAACCCAAGGCCAGAGUCGCCUCCUGACGGACUGAGCCACCAGUACCCUCGAGAGCCUCUGGUCUUCCAGCCCAGUAGGCAGGCCCAAAGCAUCAAAAGCACAGUUGCUUUUCACACGGAAAGCAACUCCCAGAAAUCCGAAGCGAAGCCAGGGAGCAAGCCCCAGUAUGGUCCCUCAAGCCCUCUCCCAAGCAGACACAUCUCCUGCAUUCUCAAGCCGGGCCCGGGCAUCGACAUCGGCCCGCUGCUACUCAAAGACUCAGAACCCAACCCUGGUGAGCACCUGACCACUGCAGUCCACCACUGCGACACAGGGGACCAGCUCCCCUCUCAGCCUGUCCAGCCCUACAGCACAGCUAGCACAACCAAGAUGGCCGCAGACAGGCUCUCAGCCCAUUCGGCAUCCUCCUUAGAUGCCCUGGCAGGGGGAGGAGCCCAGGAGACGAGGAAGGAGUCGCUGGCCAGCAGCAUCUCCACAGCUGGGUCCCACAGCAGCAGCAUGAAGGUGUCCAGCUCCACCAGCAGCUUGGGCUCCACCGGCAGCCUCUCCGACGGCAGCAAGCCGCAAGGCCCGGACGUGCGCACCAAGACCGCUCCAGACAGGGCCAAGCAGGUCCAGGGUGGGGCCGGCGAGUACAAGCCCCGCCCCUUCAUGGGGGUCACGGACAAGACAGCGCGAUUCCAACAGCUGCCACCGCACCAGGGCCACCAGCUCACUGGCCGUGGUUGGCAGAGCCACUCGACCGAAGGGUUGGUGGGCCACGUCAUGUCCACCGCGAGCAAGCAUGCCGAGACCUGCGAGCUGCCUUACGCCAUGUCGAUGAGCGUUUACCAAGACCAGCUCAGAGCUCCACCUCAGGGCGUCACGGGGGGCUUUCACAACGGAAUGCAUUCCCGGGAAUUUGCAGAGAAAUUCUGCCAAGCCGCCACCUGUUACAAGGAAUCCAAGCCGGCCGUGGCCGUGCUGCAUUCUUUCACUGACGGUAAAUCCAAGCCGUCCGGCCUGGUCCGAGAUAAUACCUCCAUUCUCAUGGCUUCAAUGAAACCAAAGCGAUCCUUUGUAGAGUCCAAUGUGUAGGUUUCCAAUUUUCAUUUUCAUUGCCUCCCCACAGCCACACCUCACCAUUCUCUAUAGUACAUUUUUUAAGUGGUGGACAAAGUUGAAAACUACAGUUUAUAAAAAAAAAUUCAAAUUCUCACUAAACGCUGUUGGUGUAAGCUUUUUUAAAAAGUGAACAUUGACCACAGGCAGUACUGACAUUGGCACUCUCAUGCUCUAUGUAAGACAGGCCGCCCUUGCCUGUUUCCGUCACAAGGGUGCACCCGAGCUGGACAUUACAGAGAAUAACUCACAUGGCAUGUGCAGGACAGUGUAAACUGAUAUAAGAGCAACGCUUUAAAUCAUAAAUUUAUACCUUUCAGGUGCUCACGCAAAAUCGUGUUUUCAGAUACAACAUUUACAAUAUUAAUCAACCGAGGGAGACCGUACAGAAUUCUAAAACUGUGGGCUGUGCCAUUUAAUUUGACUAAAUUAAGUUCAACUGCAGAUGGAGAAGAAAUAGGAAAUGGCCAUUCCUGAGCUUUGAGGAUACUGCAAAUUCUUUGUACAUAUGCAUACACUCAGUGGCCAUUUUAUUAAGUACAUCUAUUUUGUUUUGGGUAGGACCCCUUUUUGCCUCCAGAACAACCAGAAUUUUGUGCCAUGAAUUCAACUAGGUGCUGUGAACAUUCCUAAUGGAUUUUGUCUCAUCAAAGUAUUUUGGCCACACAUUCAUUCUGCGAACCUUCGUUCCACCUCAUCCUAAAGGUGCUCUACUGGAUUGAGAUUUGAGGACUGUGCAGGUCAUUGGAGUAAUCUGAAGUCACGUCAUGUUGUGGAACCAGCUUGAGACGCAUGAACCUGCUGGUUGUACCCACUUGAUAAAGGGUAAACUGUGGCCAUAACGUGAUGCACAUGAUCAGCAGGUAUGUUGUGGCAAUGAUGCUCAGUUGGUAUUAAGGGGCCCAACAUGUGCCAAGAAAAUUCCCACACCAUUACAGCACUACCACCAGCCUGCUCCAUUGACACAGGGUAGGAUGGAUCCAUGUAUUCAUGCUGUUUUAGAAAAAAUAAGACCCUAUCAAGAUUUAGCAGACCAGCUGACAUAUUUCCAAUCUUUAAUCAUCAAAUUUUGGUGAUCAUGUGCCCACUGUAGCCUCAUCUUCCUGUUCUUAGCUGAUAGGAGUAGAACCUGACAUGGUUUUCUGCUGCUGGUUUGACACAUCUGCCCACCUCUCUCAUUAACAAGGUGUUUUUGGCCACAGAACUUCCACCCACUGGACUUUUUUGUCUAUCGCACAAUUAUCUGUAAAAUGUAAAGACUGUACUGCGUGAAACUGCGUGUGGAGCCACCACAUCUGGCACCAACAAUCAUACCACAGUCAAAGUCACUUAGCUCAUGGGUCGUGCCCAUUCUAAUGUUUGAUCAAAUAACUAAACCCCUUCACCAUGUCUGUAUGCUUUGUAUAUUGAGUUGCAGCCACACGAUUCCCUGUUUGAAGGAGCAGCAAGCAAUCUGUGUUAACGAGCAGGUGUACCUAAUAAGGUGGCCACUGAGUGUAUAUACAUAUUUUAAGUGAAGGUCUAUGUCAUUGUCAUUGACUUUUUACAAAAGAAGAAAAAAGUAUUUCUCUUCUAUGUUUGUACAUUGUAUAAAUCAACCUCUGUUUAAAUCGACGUAUCUGUGUGUUGCCGUCUAGGUUAAUUUAUUUACAGUCCCUAUGGCUUUGUCCAUUGUAAAAUCAAUAUUUUAUAGUUAUUUUUGCACAGCUGUGAAGACAUUAAAAAUUUUAAAUAAGCUUUAUUUAGAUUAUUUUGGUUGCUACAGUUGCAGUUUAUAAUAAAGACCACAAAGUCUAUAGAAUGGAUUUGGUGGAAGUGGGGCCAUCAGUUAUAUUUUAUUGUAUGUCAUUUGCAGUUGUUGACUUGUUUCCAGCAUUGUGAUCUGCAUUACCUGUUAUCACAUACUGUAAUAGAACAUUACUGCCAAUAAAGUCCCUCAUUAAUACCAA